UGAUAUCAUCAUUUAGUUGAACUGGUGAAUAAAAUAUGUCGAUAUAAAAAGUGAUUGUAUGCAAAAAAAAUCAAUUACAUAUUCAACUAAAAAAUAAAACAGAACCUUAAAGAGGAUGUCUUGAACCAUAGCUCACAAAUGUUUCAACAAAAUCUAAAGAUUUAUUUGAACAAUAAAACCAAAACUGGUCAAUAAUAAAACAUACAGCUAAUUGAUGCUCAUUAGCUUCAUUAAAGCAGAACUCGGUUUUUUGUAUGUAACAGAUAAAUUGAUGAGUAAUUGGAGAAAUGUCUAGAGUAUUAAAAAUAAAAUAUGUAAAUAAUAAAAUCAAAAUGAGUCGAGGACUUGAUUGAGAUAAACAGAGAUCGUUAAUGAUAAAAAAUGAUUGAACAAAGAUAAAAAGACGGAGUAUUAAAGACGCGCGAGAUACCAUAAAGGACGGCGCAUAAGAGGGGUAGUAUGUUCCUAUUAUUCUAGGGUGAGGCUAGUCUCUGAGACGAGGGUAAAAGUGGGGGAAUACUCGUGAGAGCAUUGGCUGGAGAAGGGGAUGAUACCCGGGAGAGGGGCCACUGGCUGCGUGGUGUGAUAUGAAGCAGACGAAGCUCCCGCCAGUUCUUAAAAGAAGCUUGAGGAGGUCAGGCCGACCCCAACUGUUGUACUCGCGGUCAGGACGACCGCAGAAACCUGACGAUCGCGUAUGCCGCGCAUUCACCACCAAAGUGUGAUCCUCUAUCCCCCGAAUACAUUUUUUAUCCCUAAUCACAGCCACAUCAAACGUUUUCGUGACUUCAUCCACCCGUUGAUCCAGUGCAAAAGCUCAACCUGUGCAACGACGAGUUCUGGUGUUUGUGGUUUAUUUGUGAGUGGAUUUAGAGGAUUUUGGAGAAAUAGAAGAAAGACACUUCGUUUCAUGAAACCCUCUGACCUGACCUUGGGGCGGCCGGACCAGAAUCAUCGAAUAAUGUGAGAAAAAACAACAAAAAUGCCCAGUAAGGCUCGGCCUCGUCGUGAGUGGCCAUCCGAGUCCCUCAUCAAUGUCUUGUGGAUACCCCGCUCCGCCAUGAGGCCGGCCGAGGGCGAUACGUCAGACUGCAUCCUGGUAGUUGGCGUAUCUCGACCAAAGUUAGCCGCAGCUUUUCUCCUAGUGGCCCUUGUUUCGCUCUUCCUGACCUUUCAUAUCCUCUAUGAUAGUGCUAUUUAUAGCCUUGAUGCUGCUGUAUCAGUAUUCGAUUCCCAAGAAGAUCUUACGAAUGAAGUAGACCCACCAAAACGUCAUCAAGAACCACAAACACCAGGAACUCCCAACAAAAUUCACUUCUCAAGAACAAACCGUCAUCUACCCCAAGCUAUCAUCAUUGGAGUGCGCAAAUGUGGUACUCGUGCUCUCUUGGAGAUGCUUUUUCUUCAUCCACAAAUCCAGAAAGCAGCUGGUGAAGUUCAUUUUUUUGAUAGAGAUGAAAAUUAUGAACGAGGUCUUGAAUGGUAUCGAAAGAAAAUGCCAUAUUCACUCAAAGGUCAAAUCACCAUCGAAAAAAGUCCUAGUUAUUUCGUGACACCUGAGGUUCCAGAGCGUAUUCAUGCGAUGAAUGCGAGCAUCAAAUUGCUGCUGAUAGUACGAGAGCCAGUAACGAGAGCGAUUUCAGACUACACUCAGUUAAGAACUAGAGUAGCAACGACAUCAGCUGCAACGACUGCUGUAACAUCAACAUCAGUAACAGCAAUAGAAGAAGAAAAUCCACGACUACCAGCAUCAAGUCGAAGUUUUGAGGAGCUCGUGUUACGUUCAGAUGGUAGUAUAAAUGAGUCUUAUCGACCUAUUUCCAUCUCUCUCUAUCACAACUAUAUGCAUCGAUGGCUAGAGGUCUUCCCACGCGAACAAAUACUUGUAGUAAAUGGUGAUCAGCUUAUUGAGGAUCCAUUACCACAAUUAAAACGCAUUGAAACUUUCCUCGGUCUUGAAUCACGUAUUGGAAGACACAAUUUUUACUUCAAUCAUACAAAAGGCUUUUACUGUCUCCGCAAUGAGACCGCGGAUAAGUGCCUAAGAGAGAGUAAAGGCAGAAGACAUCCAAGAGUUGAUCCUCUCGUUGUUUCCAAGCUCAGGAAAUUCUUCAAUGAACAUAAUCAGCGGUUUUACGAACUCGUUGGCGAGGACCUUGGUUGGCCUGAAGAAUAAUUACAUAAUUACUUACAUCAAAGGUGACAAAGAUAAUAACAUUAAACUUAAAUCGUCUGAUAAGCAAUAAAAAUUAGGAUCAAAAUGCUCAGUGAGAUUAAUGAAUAUAGCUAUUAUUGUUCAUCAAACAAUUAAUAGAUAGCAAUAAUUUACUGAUAUAUUUGAAAAGUCUGAAAAAUUACUUUUUCAUUUGUUUAAAUGUCUUUUUAUAGGAUCAUUAUCUUGGUGAUAAUACUUCCAGUGAUACAGUAUCAUAUUGAACUUUCUUUCAUCAGCAAGAUGAUUCGAAUUUACUAUUUGAUCAUUACAAUCGUCAUUGAAGUUAAAUAAAUUCUAUGAGAUUAGUGAAAAAGAGGGUACCAAGUGUGAAAUACUAUUUUAUUGUUUGAGAGUUUUGCUAUUUUUGCAGAGUUCAUUUAUUAUUGGAUUUUUAAGCUGUUGAAUAUUUCUAAAAUGAAACUUAAAUUAGAAAAUCAAAAUAAAAGUUUAUAAAUAGAUACUAUCUAGGAUAAUUGAAUAAGUGUUUUUGAGAAACGUAAUGAUGGUUGAUAAAUUUAUUUAUCUGCAUCUGUACAUUUAAUAUCAUAUUGUGGUCUAAAUAAUACUUUAUGACAGGACAUUAAUUCCAUAAAUACUUCAAAUCAAGCAUGAAGGAUAUAAAUUAUAGUAUAAUAAUAUUUUUGAUAGAAAAAAACUUUACAACAUCAAUUAGGUUUGAUUGCAUUAUUAUAAAGUAAGCGUAGUUAUAACAAUGUUCCAGUUCAAAUUUUGUACAUUGUCCAAAAAAUAUUAAAACCACAAUUUUAUUUAUGAAAAAUAUUGUUGCUGAAGAGACAAAAAUUUAUUCAAGAUAAAACAACAUUUUCAAUAAAUUAUUUCUCAUAUAUUUCAUGGAAAAACGAGCUUAAAUGUCAUAUUAUCGUUUGAUUUAAUACUCUUUGUGACCCAAUUUAGUUCAUUUUGAUCCUCUAGAUCUCACCAACCGAAAAUGUGCCCAAUUAGAAAUUUUUGUGUGACUAAUGUCUCAUCAUAAAGUAUCAUUCACAUAGCCACAUAAUAAAAAUUAAAUGAUUCCUGGUAUAACAGUAAUGUUUGCUUGAUUACCAAGCCACGACAAACAAGAUCCUCAAGAGAGUAAAUAAGGUAGUUAAACAGAGUAAGUUCGAUUAUGUGAUUCUCACAAUAGUACUGCUAUAUAUUAGGGUUCACUAAUCCAUAUUCCGUAAUAUUUCUUAUCAUCGAAUAUUUUUUUUAAUAACACCAUUAUAUUACUAGGAAGUGAUUAAUCAGAAUUAAUAGAUAAUUUUAAAUUGAUUAAGAUGCUCAUUAAAGCUCACUGAACAUUUUAAUGUGCCUACCAGAAUGUAAGUAAUUAUCGUAAAUUUCAAUUAAGAGGAAAAUGAUGAGAGCUAUUUAUCCAUUUGCUCACGUCUUUAUGUCAGUUGAACCUUGAAGGAAAGAAUGAUUGCUCGCUGCGAUAUAAUCAAUGUCAACGAUGCUGAUAAAUUGGUAGCAACAAAGACGUCCUGGUGAGUGAUGACAGACGAAAAAAAUAAUUAUAAAAAGCUCUGGACUUGACAUAGAUCUCUGUGGAUCAUAUUGGUCCUUAGCUUAAUUCUACCGUAAGAUUUUAACAGUUAAUAUUAUCAGAUUUAAUAUUUUUAUAAUCCACAUUGGAAGUUGUUAUACCGUUGAUUGCUUUGUGAGAAUGUCACUGAAAACAAAAAAUAACCUGAAUCGGUUUCCAUGUGUUUUGUUUGGAUGUAUUAUUUAAUCAUUUAGUCUAAUUCAUUCACAACUGAUCUGUAUAUACGACUUGUUUUCUGUGUAAUUGGUAAACCGAUUCAGUAUACCUUGACUAAGAAUUUGGUCUGCAAAAUAAGCGGAUUCAAAAGCCUCACGUAUUCGCAACCUUCACCCUAACGAAUUCUUUGCUCUAGAAAGAGAUAGACGCCUAAGCUAAGGAUAAUUAAUUCCUCUCCGACACGAGAAACGUGACGAAUCUCAACGAAUUCCCAGAAACUAACAUAUAUACUAUCAUCACCAUCCAUCAUUCCCUCUUCACACCUAACCUCGCUUUAUUAUAUUUUCUUUUUUUUCACUCUAUUUUUUUACCUCCUUAUUUCUUUUUCAUUUUUUAUAUCGAAUGGGUGCCUAUGUAAUCUUCACUUUCCCUUCGACACAUUUAUCAAUAUAACCAAAUAACAAUUAAUUCAUUUAUUUUACCAACUUUUAUCUUUCGUGUAAAUUAUCGAUGAUGAGGGUGACUUAGAUCAACUUUCUGCCCGUAUAAUGUCUAAAUCGAUUCUUACGAAUCAUUGAAACGUGACAAAUUUAUCUUCUUCUCUUUAUUUUUAUCAUCAGAAAAGCUUGUUUUAUGCUCUAGUGAGUUUGAAAAUGCUAUUAAAUUCUUUUUCUGCAAAUUCGUCCAAUUUUUUUUCAUAUUCA
This is a messenger RNA of Chelonus insularis, 4624 nucleotides long. It is a transcript of the gene Hs3st-A, whose product is annotated as Heparan sulfate 3-O sulfotransferase-A. Lineage: Eukaryota; Metazoa; Arthropoda; Insecta; Hymenoptera; Braconidae. Gene Ontology annotation, molecular function: [heparan sulfate]-glucosamine 3-sulfotransferase activity. The record is from RefSeq and is a predicted model, not a curated record. Bases 983 to 2176 code for a protein of 397 amino acids. The transcript is spliced from 4 exons.